This is a messenger RNA of Lathyrus oleraceus (garden pea), 1966 nucleotides long. RefSeq names its product histone H1.1. Gene Ontology annotation, biological process: negative regulation of DNA recombination; chromosome condensation; nucleosome assembly. The record is from RefSeq and is a predicted model, not a curated record. The transcript has a single exon. Gene Ontology annotation, molecular function: nucleosomal DNA binding; double-stranded DNA binding; structural constituent of chromatin. The annotation marks the transcript as partial. Lineage: Eukaryota; Viridiplantae; Streptophyta; Magnoliopsida; Fabales; Fabaceae. Gene Ontology annotation, cellular component: nucleus; nucleosome.
AAAAUCCAUACACCAUAUCUCCAAUCUGGUUUUCAUCACGUUCUCUUGAAUCUUCUCAAUAUCUCUCAUUCUCUCCCAUCAACGGUUAUUCUCUCUCCUCCAUUUUCAGCCCUGUCGACAGUCGCUCAAACCAAGCCCAAGAAAACCGUUGCAGCAAAGAAGUCACUUUCUCAUCCCACUUUCGCUGAGAUGAUAACUGAAGCAAUCACAAACCUGAAAGAAAGGACCGGUUCAAGCCAAUAUGCUAUAACAAAAUUCAUCGAAGAGAAAUACAAGGACUUACCUCCAACUUACCGUAAGCUUGUCCUCCCCCAUCUCAAGAAAUCUGUCGCUCCAGGAAAGCUUGUCAAGGUGAAAAGUUGCUUCAAAACCGCAACAAGCCACAAGCUACAACGCGAGCAACAACAGCAUACCAGUCGCAACACCAAGACAAAAACCAAAAGGCGACCUGCACAAGCUGAAACAACUCAGGCCAAUGCAAGCUGCGACGAAGUCACAACACCGGCUCCGAAAGCCACAGUUGCUACCAGCUACAGCAACACACUUCCAAACGCCAAGCCAGCUGCAUCGAAACCGCACAAAUUUUUAAUAACCUGCAUAAACUCCAAGUGAAAUCUUGCAUAAGAAUCUAACAAGAAAAUCUGCAAAAAACAGAACUCAAUAUAAAGGGAGCUCACGCAUCAAUCACGAUUCCACUUGAAUCUUCCUUCAAAAGAGAAUUCUAACAACCCUCCAUCACUAAACCUUCUUCAACCUCUAACAAACUUAACCAAUCCUCUGUUAACCUUCAAUCCUCUUCCAAUCUUCCAUCACCGAACCACCACAUUCAACCUCCUCUACCAACAAAUUCCUCUUUCUUCUUCGACCUCCCUGUAACCGACGCCGAUUCUUUAGCCUUCGCCACUCCAAGACUUCGCACUCGUACCUCUACUCCUUAAUCACUCUUUGAACCACAUAGAGAAACUCACGAGAAAAACUCAACCCAUCCAAUUCAACCGCCCCAGUCACUUGCAAUAUUCUCCUUCGUCUCAACGAUGCUCAGAGGAUAAACAGAGGAGAAGAAGAAGAUCAAAAUGAAGGAAGGACAAGGAAAUCGUACCUAUUCUUGGAAAUUUUGACACAAUUAGGGAUUGAAGUAGUGGUUUCCGCUUUGAACAUAUGAAUUGAAGACUUAAAUCCUUGAAGAACUUCCAUGAACGAUGUUGAAUGCCAUCCAAGAACACGAGUCCACGAGCUAUAGUGUUGAACGCCAUGCUCUGAACAAAACGCGAUUGUUGUUGUCCUAACGUGAAUCCGAGAACACAAUUGCGUUGAACGGUGAUGAGAAUCGCGAUGUUUGCUCCGAUUUUUUGGAUAAGCGCUUUUCAUCUUGGUUUGGUUUUGUGGCUUUUCUGCAUAAGCAUUUUCGGCUCCAGCAGUAUGAGUGCAUACUCAUUGGGUCUGGGUUUGGUUUGGACUCAAUUCUCAAACAAACCACUCUCUUCACCCUAAACCGGGCCUGCACCCCUUCCUCACCAUCUCAAGGCCCAUGUCCGUUUCUUUGUUAAAUUUUGUUGGUUUUUCUUAAUUAGGACUUAGGAUUAGUAAUUAGAAGGUUAAUUAGGACCUUUAGCAAUUAAUUAGGUAGAAUUAAACAAUUUUAGAUUAGAAUCUUGAGAUAAUUAGAAAUAGUUUAGAAUAUAAUUGUUUUUAGUUAGGAUUUUUAUAGAAAUUAAUCCAUAAUUUGACAAAGGACAAUUUCACCCCUAGUGUUAGAAAUAGGCUAAUCUUGCAUGCUCCCUUAGUUUUAGGACUUAUAGAAUUUCCAAUUAACCUACCUAUUAUUUCUCAUGUGGUUAACCUUAAUUCUAAUGCAUGUUUAGAUAGAGCUUAAUCUUUAGAAUUUCCAUUCGAUUAAUUUUUAUUUUCUGCAUUCCACUUCAUUAUCCAUCCCCCCAUACGAUUGGGUUGUCCCUUUUAGGCCCAU